Rotaria sp. Silwood2 is the source of this 378-nucleotide messenger RNA. The record is from the annotation of a GenBank genome assembly. NCBI's taxonomy places the organism in Eukaryota, Metazoa, Rotifera, Eurotatoria, Philodinida, Philodinidae.
AUGCUUAUCGUCGACAUUAGGAGUUCAACAGUGUGUCAACUUGAUUUACAAGGAUAUGAUGCAUGUUCGUACAAUGAAUGGUGGUUCAAUGAUAAACAGUGUGCUAGAUGCCGUACUUCACCAAUUGGCAAUCAAUGUGAAGUGCUUCGAAUUCGAGUUAAACAUCGAAUGUCUAUUCUUGAUCUUAUUAAUCGGAUGACAAAUCUUCGAGCAUUGAAGUUCGAAUGUUCAGAUGAUCGAUGGCAUGAAUCUUGUGUCUUACCAUCAUUAUUAGACGAUGAAUUCGUCGAAUGGUUGACUAAUUGUGUACCAUCGACGUGGAAGAUCGCAAGAUAUGCUCGUCUCCUUGACUCUGUCCAGGUGUGGAUCUCUCGAUGA